Messenger RNA from Paramecium sonneborni, 2106 nucleotides. The record is from the annotation of a GenBank genome assembly. NCBI's taxonomy places the organism in Eukaryota, Ciliophora, Oligohymenophorea, Peniculida, Parameciidae.
GUUAACAUGCAAUAUUCUUAGUACAAUAGAGUAAAAGCCCUUGGAGAAGGUGCCUAUGGUAAAGCUUAUCUUGUGAAAGAUGUAAACGAUGGGUAUAAAAGUUUUGAUAAAUGUUAAGUUCAUUUUGGGUUUAAAAAUAAAUCGACAUUAAUUUGAUGACAGAAAAAGAGAAAAUUGAGACAUAUAGAGAAUUUAAAGUGCUUUAACAACUUUAGCAUCCUAACAUCAUAAAAUUCAGAGAUGUAUACCUUACAACGUCGGGUAAACUGUGCAUUAUAAUGGAAUAUGCUGAUAGUAAAUGAAUGUCCCUAGUCUACCUUAGGAGGUGAUUUGGGUUAAAUCAUUAAGAGCUAAAAUGGAAAGUAAUUACCAGAGAAUUAAAUUUUGGAUUGGUUUACACAGAUAUGUUUAGCCCUUAAACAUGUUCACGAUCGUAAAAUCUUACAUCGUGAUUUGAAAUGUUAGAACAUUUUUCUUACCAAAAAUAAUCGUAUAAAGUUGGGCGAUUUUGGAAUUGCUAGAGUACUAUCCCAUACCUUAGAAAAUGCAAAAACAUAAAUUGGAACACCUUAUUAUCUCUCUCCUGAAAUGAUAGAAUCUAAACCAUAUUCUUACUCAGUAUUAUAAAUUAUUAAACUAAGAGUGAUAUAUGGUCUUUAGGGAUUGUACUAUAUGAAAUGUGUAUGUUAAAACCACCUUUUGAAGCUGAUAGCUUACAUUUUCUUUGUCUUAAAAUAUGUAAAGGAACUUUUAGCAAUAUUUCUUCAAAUUAUUCAGCUGAUCUCAAUAACAUCGUUAAAUAAUUAUUAUAAACUACAUCAAAUAGAAGACCAACCAUUAAUAAAAUAUUAAGUAAUAAAAAAUCAUUUAAUUUUUAGAAAUUCCUCUUAUUGUAAACAGAAUCAAAGAAUUUCUAACUCAAAGUAUUUAAAAAAAUGAAUUCUCUCAUACUAUUUUGCAUAAAUAAGUAAAGUUAAUCUUAUAAUAAUAAGAAAUUAAAUAUAGAUAAUAAUGUUACUGAACUUAAAAUCCUAGAUGAUUUACCAAAACCUCCUAUACUUAAUUCUUAAUAAUAAAGUGGACCUAUUUAUUAAAACCCAGCUCCUCUUAUUAAAGCAACUAAUUCUACACCAAAUAAUAUUCAAAAUAAUCCAAAACCAUCCUAACCCAAAUAAUAAUAAUAAUAAUAAUAAUAACCUUAAAAAUAAUAGCCUUAAAAAAGAGAGAGAUCUUUUACACCAUAAAAAAAUUAAAUAAAGAAAUAAAAUAAUAUUCAAGUAUCAAAAAAUAAUCCAAUAAUUAAUAUUGCUAGAAAUGACAGCAAAAAGAAAGUUGAUUAAGUUUAAUCAAAUAAUUAGAUUCCUUAAACUAAAAGAGAUUCAUAAGUUGAAUAAAAUUCAAAAAAAUCAAAACUUAUUAAUAAUGUUAGCUCACCAUCAUUAUAAUAAAAAUAACCUCUUUAAAAACCACAAAUACAAUAAUAACCCUCUUAAUAAUAGUUAAAAUAAUAAUAAUAACCUUAGUAACAAAUUGAAAGUUUUGAAAAUUUAAAUGAAUAUGAUGAUACUGAAUAAGAUGAACCAUAAAUGGAUUUUGGUAUUAAAUUUGAAUAAUCAGAUGAAAAAAAUGCUAUUGAAGAUGCUAAAAUUUGUGCGAAGAUGGAAGAAGCUGUAAUAUUAUAAAUUAAUUAUUAGUUGAUUGAAAAAGAUGAAAUUGAUGAAUAAUUUGAAUAAAAGAAAAAAUAAAUAAUGGAAACUGAAGGAUAAAGCGAUAUACGUGUUGAAGAAGACGAAGUAGAAAGUUCUUUAGAAACCUCUUAACCUGUAAGUGAUUCAAGCAAAUUAUCUUUCUUUGGUAAAACCAAUGGAGUGCUUUAAUUAAAAACAUUAUUAGAAUAAGCUUUAGGAGCAAAUAAAACACAAUAAGCAAUUAAAAUAUUAUUAAAGUAAUUUUAUAUUUAAAUAAAGUGAAUUGAACACUAAACCUCUUGAAGAUGUGGAAAAACAUGGGUAAAAUUAUUAUCAAAAAUUGUUACCCUUCUUAUCUUUAGAAGAACGUAAGAAUUUUGUACCACUUCUUUUUUAACUAAUAGUUUUAACAAAAUGA